UGAACUACAUACGCUGCCAUGCGCUUCUUUACAGCAGCCUGUGCUUAUGGUGGAAAUCUCAUGAUAUAUGUCUUAGCUUUUGAAAUAGUUGGUCCUAAAAAUCGUGUAGGUACAACAACUGUGCUAUUUCUAGUCUUUGCUGUAGGUUACAUGAUUCUGUCCCUUGUGGCAUUCCUUCUGAGAGAAUGGCGCCACCUACAGUUAGCUAUAUCACUCCCUUUCGUCCUGACUUUUCUUGCGAUCAUUGUGUUCCCUGAAUCUCCUCGCUGGCUGAUAACAAAAGGCAGAUACAAAGAAGCUACCAAAAUCAUUGAAAAGAUAGCUAAAGUGAAUGGUACCGAGGCUCCACAAGACUUACUGAACAAACUGAGUGAAGACAGCAAAGAAGACAAGAAGCAGCCUUCUCGCAUCCCUGUCACCCAACUUGAUCUGAUCCGUACUCCCAACCUACGCAAGAAAACUCUCAUCCUUUGGGUUGACUGGUUUGUUGUCAACAUUGUGUAUUACGGACUAUCUCUGAGUACCUCUGCCUUGGGGGUAGAUGAUUACCUUGCUGCCUUUGUCUCUGGCGCCAUAGAGAUACCCAGCUAUCUUUUCUGUUGGUAUAUGAUGGAUCGUUUUGGCAGACGCAUUACUCUAGUUGCCUUCUACAUCUUUGGUGGAGUGUUUUGCCUCACUACAAUCUUCAUUCCUCUUGGAGCUGCCAGAGCUGCAGUUGCCAUGCUCGGCAAAUUUGCAAUCACUGCAGCAUUCGGUCACAUCUACAUCUACUCUCUUGAAAUCUAUCCAACCAUCAUCCGGAGUAUCGGCAUGGGCACAUCUUCCAUGAUGGCUCGUGUUAGUGGCAUCCUCUGUCCUAUCAUCUUGAUCCUGGGCAAGUACUGGGAACCACUACCUGUGUCUUUGGAGGAAGCGCCAUCAUUGCUGGAGUCCUGUCUCUGA
Patiria miniata (bat star) is the source of this 942-nucleotide messenger RNA. RefSeq names its product organic cation transporter protein-like. The transcript has a single exon. Bases 19 to 942 code for a protein of 307 amino acids. The record is from RefSeq and is a predicted model, not a curated record. Gene Ontology annotation, biological process: transmembrane transport. Gene Ontology annotation, molecular function: transmembrane transporter activity. NCBI's taxonomy places the organism in Eukaryota, Metazoa, Echinodermata, Asteroidea, Valvatida, Asterinidae. Gene Ontology annotation, cellular component: membrane.